UGUUGUGACAUAUAUUUUUAAUUCAUAUAUAUAUAUAGUAAUCGCUUUUCUUAAAGCAAACACCUUUGUUCUUCUAUAUAAGAGAACCAUGAGGCAUUGGUUUUCCUUCAUGCCAAGUAAACUUUCAAAAAACACUUUCUGAAUAGUACCUUAUUACCCUCUGUUCAUCAAAUUUAGAUCUUUUCUUUGUAUCAAAAUACCACUAUUGUUUUGGGGUUUUUUUUUUCUUGAAUAGUUGAAGAUGAAGAACAAGGCUUCUGUUGUUUUGAAACAGAUAAUAUCCUUGUUGAGUUCAUUAGGGAGCAAAGCAAAGAGCAGAACCAACGCAACCAAAGCUCGCCUUAUAAUGUUCUCACUGAUGAAGAACAAGAAAGUAUUAAUGGAGUCACUCUCUCACAAGAUUCACAAUCUACUUGGGAACAGUCACAAGGAAGGAGAUGAUGGUAUGGAGGAGGAUUUAAACAAAGCCAUAGUUCUAUACAAUGCCAAUGCCAAAGCCAAUGGCAACGACGAGUUUCGAUACGCAUCAGCAGCUGAUUCAGGCCACCAACUGGUGCAAUACUACAACUACAGUAAUAAUGAUGAUGAUGAUGAUAAGUAUCCUGAUCUAAGGCACUCCCUUUUUGAUGAGCUAGAAGAAGAAGAUGAUCAAGAUCUACAAGGAGGGUCUGUGAUUGACAUGGUGAGGAAUUCAAAGGAGGAAGGAGAAUCUUUCAAGUUGGAAGAUGAGAUAGACCAUGUUGCAGACUUGUUCAUCACAAGGUUUCAUAAGCAAAUACGUAUGCAAAAGCUUCACUCUUUCAAGAGGUACCAAGAAAUGCUUCAGAGAGGCCUUUAGAGAAAGAGAGAUAGAGAUCCAACUUAAUUAUUACAUAUUAAUUAGACAUGUAAUCGUGGCUUGUUUUUGGUUCCAUGUUGCUUGUCACCUACUUGAUUUUUUUUUUUUUGUUUCCGCAAUAAUGUUUUUUUUGUUUUUUAACUCUCUAAUUACUGCCUGUAUUGUUGGUUACCAAACUGAUUAUGACAAUAAUGAAAAAUUAUAUAUAAUAAUGAUAAUGCUUUUUUUUGGUUAGGCAGCGCUUG
Molecule: messenger RNA, 1083 nt
Organism: Humulus lupulus (European hop)
Lineage: Eukaryota; Viridiplantae; Streptophyta; Magnoliopsida; Rosales; Cannabaceae
Exons: 1
Coding region: 242-838 (198 amino acids)
Source: RefSeq, a predicted model, not a curated record